UAACUAUACGCACAAAAUGCGACCAGCAGAACCAGCUCCGAGACAGGCAGGUGGCACACUUUCCUUCUCUGUUCCUUGUCCAGUUCAACUCUGGUACGCUGUGACAACAACUAGCCCUGUUUUCUGCCUAGAAGAGUGCAUUGUCCCUGCUGUUUCUUCUGUGGAGAGCGUACCGCUAACAAAGGCAAAACAGCUUUUGGUCGUGGCAGUGAGCUAAUCUCAUCAGUGGCUGUAGAUCUGACGACCUCUUGUGGACAAUGGCUACAAUCGGCGUUCUCAUGCUGCUGUUGAUUGCGUGUGAAGUGUGUACAACUGGUGCAGCAUGGGCAAAAUGCGUUGCGAUUAACCGCGACAUGCAGUUUAUACGAUCGCGCACAUCAUGGUUGUCUGCCGAACAAGACUGUCAACGACGUGGUGGUCACUUGGCCACUCUCCAGAAUAACGCUGAGUUUACCUGCGCAAACAUCGCACUAGUCCUGAACUCCACCUGUCAGGAUGGCAGCUGUGGACUGAUAUGGGUUGGCCUCAAUCAACUGAACAGCCUUCGGUCGUAUCACUGGAUUGGUAAUCACAACAGUGGGCAGUCCGUAGCUGGAGGAGCUACAAGCGUGUGGGGACCGGGACAGCCGUCAAGUGACCAGGAGAGAUGCGUGGGUUGGCUACCGACUUUGAAACUGGCCGACCAGGAAUGCAGCCAUCCUAACGGAUACAUAUGCGAAAGGCCUCAGCAGACUUCAGCUAUUGCAGCCACUGUAAGUAGACUGUGCCAAGGCAAAACGUACACUUACCACAGCAUCGCAGGGUCGUACCAAGAUGCGCAGGCAUCUUGCCAGGCGAGCGGCAGAGCUCUGGUAGGUAACACGGAUCCAAUACAGUGUGUCCAGGAUCUCUUCAGCGACACCAGGCUUACAGAUGCCAGACUGCUGUCUUACUGGACAUCCUGCGGGACGAAUGGUGCCGCAUCGGAAUGCGCCACUACUCUUGACACGAGUGGAGUCGUUUGGACAGUUCUGCUGCAAGGAAAAUCCACAACCUCUGGCUCCCAUCCAAGGCCAUUCAUCUGUAGAGAUGCUGACCCUACUACGCCGACUAUUUCGGUGACAUCACAGCCUUCCACAACCAGUACAAAUCCAGCAACCACAGCGACGUCACCAGUCCAGGCUGUUACAACACCUAGAGAUACUGAUGAGAUCACAACGACUGCAGGAACAAGCAGGAUCCCAGUACGCACAACCCCACGUGUGACUGGCACUAUCUCAACCACCGCCCAACAUCCCACAUCAGUCGCCACUGCAACCAGCCCAGAUGACAUCUCCACGACAUCAGGAGAAGAGAAUUAUGUGUCAAACCCAGCUUCAUCACAAAACAUUCCUGGGUCUACCAAAAGCAAGACCACUCAGAACAUGCCAAACGAAACCAGUACAAGCGCCGUCACCACUGAAGUCACAAGACCUCAGACUGUACAGCAAGAGGAGGUUGCUGGGGACAGCACCACGGGAAUCGUGAUUGGUGCUGUGCUUGGAUGCGCAUUCCUCGUCUUGCUAGGUAUACUGCUUGUCUGUUUCCUGAGGCUGCGUGAGGGCCUGAUCAACUUUCCAAUGAGGAAUAAAUCUGCGUCAGUGAGUUCAAUCGAGAGCAAUCACGCCUUCAGGCCGGAUCCAUGCCGAGCACUCGUCCAUACUCCUAGCACCAAAAAGAUCAAAGCGACACCGGAGCCUGCUGGGCUGUACGAGAAUGUGAAACAAAAGAAACCAGAGUACGAGGAUGAAGAAGUGCAGUACGCCGUUAUAGAACCGAUCAAGGAUAGGAGUGAGGAUGCGAUACGUGGAAAGAAAGAGCCUCCCACUGACUACGCCGAACUGCAACACAACAUCGUGGAGUUGUGCAGAUCUGUAUCGAGAUGAAGUACCCCAAACUACCGUACUGGGAUCUGUCCCUCUCCUAUUGCGAAUGUGGUCUCACUGGUUCUGUUGUGAGCUUCUACCUGAGUGAAUAGAACAAGAGAAGUGCCACCUCGGUGCGCCUCAGGCGGGUGUGCAAAGUAGCGGUUGAAAACGGUCUUACCCCAGAACCUGUCUUGUUUCUAGGCUCUUGCCCAACAAUUGGCAAUGUUGCCAAAGAUUGUAUAUACAUGUACUGAGAACUAUUAUAAUUCCAUUAAAAUAGAAUAAAUCACAUGGAAACGAGUUAUAAUUUCUUUUUUAAUUUCAUGCUAGCAAAGAGUAUUAUAACGUUGAGCCAUUUCGUUGCAGCUGCCAGCAUAAUUAUGGACCGUAGUACCAUUUCAUGCCUUACUCACAGCACGAUAUUAUAGUAUUUUCGACUCCAUAGUACUUUAUUGUAGUGUCUGGUGCUCGAGGUCUCAUGAAACGAUACCUUUUCUGGGACAUGGAUGUACUUGACAUUUGCCAUAGCGUUACACCCAUAAUUUAAUUAUUACCUUGAAGUGCAAUCAUUGGAUUUGGAAACUACACGAUUCACACUGUAAUCUCCAGAAUGAACUGAUUCACGCUGUAG
Molecule: messenger RNA, 2517 nt
Organism: Sycon ciliatum
Lineage: Eukaryota; Metazoa; Porifera; Calcarea; Leucosolenida; Sycettidae
Product: mucin-2-like
Exons: 8
Coding region: 258-1904 (548 amino acids)
Source: RefSeq, a predicted model, not a curated record